AUGGAACAUCACACCACCACCACCCGAGCCGAAGCCGAACGCCUCCUCGGAAUCUCCGAAAAGCUGCUCCGGAGCAAAGACCUCAGCGGCUCCAAAGACUUCGCUAUUUUAGCCCAGGAAACCGAGCCGCUUUUGGAAGGACCCGAACAGAUCUUAGCCGUAGCCGAUGUCCUCUUAGCCGCCGACAGACUGGUCAACAACCACCAUGACUGGUACUCCAUUCUCCAAGUCCCUCACCGCACUGAAGAUGCCGAGCUUAUCAAGAAGCAGUACCGGCGGCUCGCCCUCCUCCUCCACCCGGACAAAAACCGGUUUGCCUUCUCCGAGUCGGCUUUUGGGCUCGUGGCUGAUGCGUGGGCCGUUCUCUCUGAUCCCGGCAAGAAACCCUUGUACGACAAUGAGUUCUCCCCUUUCACGAAGGUCGAUUUGGUGGCUAUGAAGAAACAACCCACUCAGCAGCCACAUGGGCAGCAAUUUCAUCAGCAAAAGAAACCGGAUGAAGGGAAUUUUCAUCAGAAAUUGUCUGUCAGACGGAGCACAAGGGGUGACGGUGGAAGUGGUGGUGGAACGAGAUCGAACAACAGAAAAGGCGUCAAUAGUAGUAAUGCUGAUAAUGGUGGUGGUUUGGGAAGCAAUGGGUCGGGUACUUAUUGGACGGCAUGUCCGUACUGUUAUAAUUUAUACGAGUAUCCCAGAUUAUAUGAUGGGUGUUGUUUCAGGUGCCAGAAUUGUAAGAGGGCAUUUACUGGAGCUGAGAUUUUGUCGAUGCCGCCUAUGGUGCCAGGAAAAGAGGCCUAUUAUUGCUGUUGGGGAUUCUUCCCAAUGGGGUUUGCAGUGGGGAAUUCUGAAGGUAGAAAGAGGCGGGGUGGUAAUGGGUAUCCCAAUUGGAUGCCACCCAUGUUUGGGUCGGGCUGUGUACAGGUGGAUGGUGGUACACCCAUGCCGCCCAAUGUGACGCUGACAACACCAGUGCCGGUGGCUUCAACGGGAGCUAAAAAGAGGGGUAGACCAAGAAAGAAUGUGUAG
Fraxinus pennsylvanica is the source of this 1026-nucleotide messenger RNA. The record is from the annotation of a GenBank genome assembly. NCBI's taxonomy places the organism in Eukaryota, Viridiplantae, Streptophyta, Magnoliopsida, Lamiales, Oleaceae.